Messenger RNA from Peniophora sp. CBMAI 1063, 2469 nucleotides. Lineage: Eukaryota; Fungi; Basidiomycota; Agaricomycetes; Russulales; Peniophoraceae. The record is from the annotation of a GenBank genome assembly.
AUGAAGGCGAUCCGGAAGAGCCUCAACAAGGACAGCGCGCACGCGGCGCAGAUCUCACCGCCGCUCCCGCCGAUCUCCAAGCCCAGCGCGGCGCUUGUCCCGCCCCAGAAGGUCAUUAGGGCAAGCGGCGCCUACCGCUCUACCGCGCCCCAGGAAUUGUCUUUCCAGAAGGGCGAUUUCUUCUAUGUCGUGCGGGAGAUCAACAACGGCGCGGGGGAGUGGUACGAGGCGCACAACCCCGUCAGCGGCGCACGCGGCGUCGUGCCCCGCAGCCUGUUCGAGGAAUUCAACAAGGGCGCUGCACCAAAUGGCCCCGGCGGCCACCGCGCAUCACAAUCUGUAGCUUCUUCGAUCUCAGUGACAUCGCCGCUACCAUCCACGCGACCACCUUCGAGCGCAGGACGCUCACAGGCAUUCUUCGCCAUAGUAAUGCACGACUUCAACGCAGAGCGGACAGACGAACUAGACGCCAAAGCUGGUGAUGCCAUCACUGUAGUCGCCCAAUCGAACCGAGAAUGGUUCGUAGCCAAACCCAUCGGGCGGCUCGGCAAGCCAGGCCUUAUUCCCGUAUCUUUCGUCCAAGUACGGGAUCCAGCAACGAAUCAACCUAUCGCCCCGGAUGACGUCGACAAGCUUAUGAACUCCGGCUCUCUUCCCCGCGUCGAAGAGUGGAAGAAGAUGGUCAUGAACUACAAAGCCAGUUCUAUUCCCCUUGGUUCUCUGGAGGACCCCAUCGGCAGCCCAUCAGGCGGCGUAGCCAACAGCCCCUUCGCGAACCUACCUCCUAUCGCCCACGCGCCUCCGCCGUCUGAGCUUGGCUCGGGCUCAAACUCAGGUUCGGGCGGCUCGAUUCCUGAAGAAGACACGCCGCAGACGCUCGAGCCAGCUCCCGCACGCACAUCCUCACACGCCGACUCGGACCGCAACCCCGACAUACUUCCUCCAGGACUGCUUCUCAGCGCAGAAGUCCGAUCCUUCCACUUCGAAAACGAAGACUACUGGUUCCGCGUCAGCGCGCUCUUCCAGCCGUACGACCCCGUCAACCCGACGAGCACACACAACCUGCCGCCCGCGAGGGAGUUGACGCUGUUCAGGGUGUACAACGACUUCUUCGACUUCCAGACGCGGUUGAUAGGCCUGUUUCCGAGAGAGGCGGGACGGGAGAAGGGCUUUCCGCGGGUUAUACCGUACAUGCCCGGCGCGUCUGAGUUUGUCGACGACGCGCUUACGGCGCAGAGGCAGCAGGAGCUCGACGGGUAUCUCCGCCGUCUUGCGCGGCUGGCGGGAACGACGGCGCGUGUGGUUCUGGAGAGCGACCUCGCACGCGAGUUCUUUACUGCGCGCCCAGGAGAUCUGGAUCGGGGUGCGGGACCGCAGUUUGAGAGGAUGAGCGCCGCGGGUUGGUUCGACCCCGACGAACAGGCGGAUAUCCAGUACGCCACCGCCGAUGGGCGCCCACCGUCUCAGGCGCCGGUCGAUGAGGAGGAGUACGCGGCGUAUGGAGAGGAAGAGGAUGUUGUGCCGCAGGAACGGUUGGGCUCUAUGAGAUUGAGCGAUGGGAGCGAUUAUGGCGACACCGCCAGUCGAUAUCAGCCUUCGCCUGUCAAUGGACACGCGAAUGGGCGGCUACAUGCGCAUAGCGCUAGUACAGCCAGUGCGAGCCGUACGCCUUCACCUCGCGGACAUGCACCAUCUCAAUCUCAACCCGCCGUCUACGGCCACCGUCCUUCGCCCAGUCAAAGUCAGCCUCCAAGCCGGCAUCGACCGCAGCAGAGUCAGUCGUACAACAACGUCAACGGGAACGGCAACUCGAACGGCUACCCCGGCGGACGCGAUAGCGCGUACUCUUCUGCCUCUAGCGGGAGCAGGUGGCCUGACAGUCAGAGCACACACGCGACGAGUCCGAGCUCGAGCGCGUACUCGCCCUCCGCAUACGUCCCCAGCCACUCAAUGCCGGGCCACUCGUACAGCAAAAGCCAAAGCGCAUCGCGUCCGCCCGCACCACCGCAUUCUCAGUCCUACUCUGUGUCCAGUCCCUCUUACGCUAACGGCUACCCCCACUCGCCCUCGAACGGCACCCCCUUAGAUCGCCAGCUCUCAUCGAGCACGAGUCUGUCGGCCGAUACGCGGUACUCGCAGUCUGUACGCAGUACAACGUCUUCAGGCUCGCGGAGGACAGAGGGCGCGAGGAGGGACGAGGCGCCGCCCAUCAGCGCUAGUAAUGCCAAUCCGGCCUUCAUCAAGAUCAAGAUCUUCGAUAGGGCGCAGGACGAUCUUAUCGCGCUUAGGGUGCAUCCGAGGGUUGGGUUGCAGGAGUUGGUCAGUAAGGCAGGACAGAGGCUGGGCGGGGAAGUACGGGGAUUGAGCUAUAAGGACGUGGGCAGCGGAGGGUUCGUUGCGCUCAAUGCGGACGGCGAGCUACGCGCCUGGAUCGAGAAGGGCGAGCGGUUCGUGCUUUACGCCGAUUAG